This is a messenger RNA of Sebastes umbrosus (honeycomb rockfish), 3832 nucleotides long. RefSeq names its product glucosamine (UDP-N-acetyl)-2-epimerase/N-acetylmannosamine kinase (gene gne). The record is from RefSeq and is a predicted model, not a curated record. NCBI's taxonomy places the organism in Eukaryota, Metazoa, Chordata, Actinopteri, Perciformes, Sebastidae. Gene Ontology annotation, biological process: UDP-N-acetylglucosamine metabolic process. Bases 430 to 2745 code for a protein of 771 amino acids. Gene Ontology annotation, molecular function: N-acylmannosamine kinase activity; UDP-N-acetylglucosamine 2-epimerase activity; hydrolase activity, hydrolyzing O-glycosyl compounds. The transcript has 15 exons.
GCACAUGAGCUGAGGAUCACACUGGAUAUUUUACAAAUGAUUUUCUGAACCUCUGCAGAUUAAUCUGAAGUAUGUUGUUUCUGACAUUUGUAAUGUCAUUAGAAGUAGUCAGUGAUGAUAUGGAGGCUGUUAGAAUAGGGAUUCGUGAGAAGAUCUCCUGUGCUGGACGUUGAGCAGCUGUUCUUUCUUCGGCCAAUCGCAAGCUUUAAUACAAAUCAACCCAACCCAGAUCUCACACAGCCCCUCCCCCAGCUGUAUGUCUGUGUCACACUACCUCUCUCUCCUCUUUUCUCUCUUCCUGCUUGCUGGCUCGCGCAUGCCCUCCCUUCGUUGCCUAAUGCGGCUGGGCUAAAGGGAGCAAUAUAAAGAUAGAGGGAUUGGAAAAAGAGCAGGGUGUGAUUUUUAGCUGAGAAUCCACAGAGGCGUGGGAUGGAAAAGCAACCGGGUUCUUUGUGCAUAAACCCACAUUUUUGUUGUGUUUCCACGCUACAGCAUCUGAAUAUUCGGAAGGCCCAAGAGUUAUACUAUCUGAGAAUGCAAAGGGGCAGAGGAAAGAUGGAGAGGGACAAGACGGAAGAUGAGAAUCAGUGUAAGAGGAAGUUGAGGGUGUGUGUGGCGACAUGCAACAGAGCGGACUACUCCAAGCUGGCCCCCAUCAUGUUUGGGUUCAAAAACCACCCUGAAGAGUUUGAUCUGGAAGUCGUGGUGCUUGGCUCACAUCUCAUUGAUGACUACGGGAACACUUUUCGUAUGAUCGAGCAGGAUGACUUUGACAUCGGCUCUAAGCUCCACACCAUCGUGAGAGGAGAGGACGAGGCAGCCAUGGUGGAGAGCGUCGGGCUGGCGCUCGUGAAACUCCCCGAUGUACUACAGAGGCUGCGCCCCGACAUCCUGGUUGUCCACGGUGACCGUUUUGACGCGCUGGCCCUGGCAACGGCCGCGGCGCUGAUGAACAUUAGGAUAUUCCACUUGGAGGGAGGCGAGGUGAGUGGUACAAUUGAUGACUCAAUCCGUCACGCCAUCACUAAACUGGCCCAUUACCACGCCUGCUGCACACGCAGGGCAGAGCAGCACCUCAUCGCCAUGUGCGAGGACCACUCUCGCAUCCUGCUGGCCGGCUGCCCUUCAUACGACAAGCUGCUGUCGACUAAUCACAGAGACGACUACAUGGACAUCAUCAAGAGCUGGCUGGGUGACAAGGUGCAGGAGCGUGACUACAUUGUGGCUUUGCAGCACCCAGUUACCACCGACAUCCAGCACUCCAUUAAGAUCUACGGGCUGAUGCUGGAUGCCCUGCUCUCCUUCAACAAAAAGACCCUCAUCCUCUUCCCUAACAUUGACGCCGGAAGUAAGGAGAUGGUGCGCGUGAUGCGAAAGAAGGGCAUCGAGCAGCACCCCAACUUCCGGGCAGUGAAGCACAUUCCCUUUGAGCAGUUCGUCCAGCUGGUGUGCCACGCCGGCUGCAUGAUCGGGAACAGCAGCUGUGGUGUACGAGAGGCGGGGGCCUUUGGCACGCCCGUCAUCAACCUGGGAUCAAGGCAAACCGGCAGAGAAACAGGUGAAAACGUUCUCCACGUCAGAGAUGCCGACACUCAUAAUAAGAUCUACCACGCGCUGGAGCUGCAGUUUGGAAAGAGAUACCCCUGCUCCAAGAUUUAUGGCGACGGCAACGCAGUGCCUCGUAUUCUCAAGUUUUUACAGGCCAUUGACCUGGAUGAGCCCCUCCAGAAGACGUUCUGUUUCCCUCCGGUGAAAGACCCCAUCUCCCAGGACAUCGAUCACAUCCUGGAGACGCAGAGUGCUCUGGCCGUAGACCUGGGAGGGACCAACCUCAGGGUGGCGAUCAUCAGCAUGAGGGGUAAAAUAGUAAAGAAGUACACUCAGUCCAAUCCGAAGACCUUCGAGGCCAGGAUGCAGCUCAUAUUAAAGAUGUGUGCAGACGCCUCGCAGGACGCCGUCAGCCACAACUGCAGAAUACUCGGUGUUGGAGUGUCCACUGGCGGCCGUGUAAACCCACAAGAAGGCGUGGUCAUGCACUCCACAAAGCUGAUCCAGGAUUGGUCCUCGGUGGACCUGAGGACACCCAUCUCCGACGCCCUGCAGCUACCCGUGUGGGUCGACAACGACGGUAACUGUGCUGCGUUGGCUGAGAGGAAGUUUGGUCACGGCAAAGGGGUGGAGAACUUUGUCACUGUCAUCACAGGAACAGGUAUUGGAGGAGGGAUUAUCCAUCAGAACGAGCUGAUUCACGGCAGCACCUUCUGCGCUGCAGAGUUGGGCCACAUCAUGGUUUCAUUAGACGGCCCCGAGUGUUCGUGCGGCAGCAGAGGAUGCAUAGAGUCGUACGCGUCCGGCUUGGCUCUGCAGAAAGAGGCUAAAAGGCUGCACGACGAGGACGUGCUGAUGGUGGAGGGGAUGGAUAUGAAGCUCGAGGAGCCGAUCACUGCUGCCCACCUCAUCAGCGCAGCCAAACUGGGGAACAGCAAAGCUGACGCUGUUCUGAAUAAAGCCUCCACAGCGCUAGGUGUGGGAAUCAUUAACAUCCUCCACACAGUGAACCCCACGCUGGUGAUUCUGUCCGGAGUCUUGGCCUCUUACUACCAGGACCCGGUGCAGCACGUAAUCUCUCAGAGAGCCCUCGCCUCUGCCCAGAACAUCAGGGUCGUCACAUCAGAAUUGGAGGAACCUGCUUUACUUGGAGCGGCCAGCAUGGUGUUAGACUACGCAACCAGAAGGAUAUAUUGAAGGAUAUCGUCCUGAUUUUUACGAAGGACCGCUACCAACAAAAGGACUGCAAAACUGAAUGUAGUACCUGCACUGCCCAGAUGGAUACAUAAGCAUAUCUAGGGGAUACAUUUUUGAAGGCUAGACAAUGACAAUGUGUUCAAACCAUCAUAUCAGUGUUAGCGCAGACUAAAUAUUUUUAAAAUGUAUACGUAUACAUUUUGCUUGUUGAUAACCUCGAUGAAGGCAGUUUUCCACAAAAAUACAAAUUCCCUGCGAGAAUCGUACCGUCACCAGGCCAGAUGUUGGAUACAUCAUAUGUUAAGUGGGUCCAUUGCACGGGCCAGAAAUGCCUUCCUUAUCUACAAAGUAAAAGAUAUAAUAACGCACUACGCAUGACGUAGGACUCACUCACUCUACGUGUAAUGAGAUGUGGGUGGAUGGAAAAGUCUGUCAUUAUAGAAAGCUUGGUAUCAGAUGUGACCAAAAUAUUGCCGAAACAUUCUCCUGUAAGCUUCCUCUCAGCUCUCCUGACUUGCUUGCUGUCUCACUUCUCUUUUAAAUCUUUUAUUGAGUUUUUAAUUCUCAAUUUGAUCCGUUAUUGAGAUACAUAUAUAACUGACAAGUUAUGUUACAUUUCCAUGUUUUGUUAUUAAUUAAAUUAUUUAAGGUGUGGGAAAAGAAAUGAACUACUGAAAGAUGAUUGUUAGUGUGGUUGGUGAUCUUGAAGGCUUACGGAUUAGAAAUGGUUAAUGAAAAAUCAGUUGAAAUGCUAUUAAUGAGAUGUUAAGGUGGCAUCUGCUACAGCCGAGCUGCUAUCGUAUAAGGAGGGCCUGAGGGCGAAUCUUUUGCAUGAAUCAGGUGAAGGCCUUUUCUUUGUUUUGCAUGUCAUUACCACAGACCUUAUGAAGAUUUGAAGUUUUCAUCAUGCCUUUUGAAGAUACAUUUUAUCUCAAAAAUACUUACACUGUAUGUAAUUGGUCAUAACAUGCUGACUGAAAUUUUUUGGAUGAAUGUCUUUUUAAUUUUUUUUUGGUUUAUGUUUGAAUAAAUGUAUGGUAUUGUUUAAGAUAUAAACAAGAAAUAAACGUUUAUUUAAAUGAGGAAA